Messenger RNA from Fusarium mangiferae, 714 nucleotides. RefSeq lists its product as uncharacterized. The transcript has 3 exons. The record is from RefSeq and is a predicted model, not a curated record. NCBI's taxonomy places the organism in Eukaryota, Fungi, Ascomycota, Sordariomycetes, Hypocreales, Nectriaceae. Bases 1 to 714 code for a protein of 237 amino acids.
AUGUUUCCUCCAGCAAAGAACGGCAGAGACAGGCCAAUCGUUGCUGACUGGAUGGCGGGUGUCCAGUCCCUUCUUCCCGCAGUGGACUUUGAUCACCCCAAUGACAGUGCUGAACCUAAUCGUCACCCGGAUAUUAGUGGUGCGUACCAGAUCAAAUCCGUCUAUAACCCCGCGGUCGCAUAUAGCUUCACCUCCAAAGCAGACCAACUGAUUUAUUAUCUAACAGAUGAUGUAUUCUCAAACCGACUGCCUCUAUUAUGCGACGACACAUUUGACGAUUUCUUCUCGUUCGAUCACGAUGCCAAUGGCAGUGACAAUUCCUACCCCAUCUCCCCAUUGACAGAGAUGGCCCAAUCAGCCAACAUGCGCGCCGACGACGAUCAACGCAGUAGCAGCCCCCGAUCCAAGCGAGCCAACACCACCAACACUACUGCAGGAACACAGCAGCAGCAGCAGCAGCGUGACGCACAGGAUCUCAGGUGUUGGGACCACGGGUGUAACGGGCAGUUGUUUACGACGCUGAGCAACCUGAAGCGGCACCAGAAGGAGAAGUCCAGCCAGCGGCCCUCCUACCCGUGUAAUAUGUGCGGCGCUAUCUUUAGUCGCACUACGGCGAGGAAUCACCAUAUUCAGAACCAGAGCUGUAAUAGAAUCCGACGACAUUCUAAUGGGAGGGUGCGACCGAACAGAGCGUUGAGGUCGUUGACGCAAUAG